Metschnikowia bicuspidata var. bicuspidata NRRL YB-4993 is the source of this 1638-nucleotide messenger RNA. RefSeq names its product ATP-dependent RNA helicase. Bases 1 to 1638 code for a protein of 545 amino acids. Gene Ontology annotation, biological process: maturation of LSU-rRNA from tricistronic rRNA transcript (SSU-rRNA, 5.8S rRNA, LSU-rRNA). Gene Ontology annotation, molecular function: ATP binding; nucleic acid binding. The transcript has a single exon. Gene Ontology annotation, cellular component: nucleolus. The record is from RefSeq and is a predicted model, not a curated record. NCBI's taxonomy places the organism in Eukaryota, Fungi, Ascomycota, Pichiomycetes, Serinales, Metschnikowiaceae.
AUGCUAGUGCCGGCCCGAAAGGGGAAACGGCUUGACGCAAGCCCCACGACGCCAGGCCACAAGAAAAAGGUGUUUGCCUUCGGCAACUUCGCCUCGUUGCACAAACCCGAAAAGACCCACAUCGAGAAGUCCGAGGGUAUUAUCGAGAAGGUCGUGUCGUUCGACGCGUUGCGCGUCUUCCCCACGGUGCGGGCGGCCAUGAUCAAGGAGAUCCGCCAGAGCUACAACUUCAAAAACACCUAUGUUGCCAGCAAGGAGCAGCUUGACAUCAAGCCGCUGCCGGUGCAGAUUGCGGCCAUCAAGAAAAUCAACCAGCCGCGCAAGGUGUCCGCGCAGAAGUUGGAGGAGGUGGGCAACGUGCUUCUCCAUGACAUUGUCAAAGAGAACGAGAGCAGCAAGUUGAAGGUGUUCACCAUAGCCGCCGAGACCGGCUCCGGCAAGACCUGGGCGUACUUGGCCUCGGUUCUCCUGAAGCUCAAGGAGGACGACCUCCGGCUCUUCAAGCACAGCCCGCGUUCCUAUGCCGAGGCGCAGAGUGCGCAGAUGGUCCGCGCAGUGAUUCUCUUGCCCACCCACGAGUUGGUCAGCCAGGUCUACGACACGGUCAGGGCCGCGUGCGACAUGCCGUUGAACGCGGCGGCCGAUCUCCCCCGCAGAUUCUUGGAUUCCGAGGAGUACGGCCGGUUUCUCCAGGAGCCCGAGAACGCGUCGGGCUUGAACCUCAACGUGGUCAAGUGGGGCUCCGGCGAGUCGCCCGGCAAGCUCUUUGGCCAGUUGGAGACGCGCAGAGUCGAUGUGUUGGUAACCACGCCGGGCAAGCUCGAGGGCUUGUCCAAGCUCACCAACUUCCAACGGCCGUUCCGCUUCUUCAGCCACGUGGACUACUGUGUGGUCGACGAGGCGGACACGCUCAUGGACGACUCGUGGUUUGUGGACACCACCGCGGUGCUCCUGCGGUUCCCGCGCUUGAAGGACCUCAUCAUGUGCUCCGCGACGAUACCGCGUGACUUCGAGAAGAGCAUCAAGCGCGUCUUCAAGGAGGACAAGUCCAUCAUUCGUAUCGUCACGCCGCAGAUCCACAAGAUCCCGCGGCAGAUUGCCGUGAAGAUCAUCGACGCGCAGCAGGCGCCGUACCACGGGUCGAAGACACGGUGUUUAGCGCAGGCGUUAUACGCAAUCCACAACGACGGCACCGAGGCCGGCUUCGUCAAGCGCAUCAUUGUGUUUGUCAACGAGAAGAAGAAUGUCCAGCCGCUCGUGGACGUCUUGAUCGCGAAGUUCGGCCACCGCUUCCAGGACGUGGUUGGCGUCACCGGCAGGGACUCUGCCGACGAGCGCCGGUUGAAGAUCGCGCCUUUCCUCAAGCAGGCCGUCCCUCUCAAGGACGACCCGGACAAAAGCGAGAUCAAAGUGUUGGUGACCACUGACUUGAUGGCACGAGGCUUGAACUUCCAAGGCAUCAAGAACGUGGUUCUCAUGGACUUGCCCAAGACGUCGAUUGACCUCAUCCACCGCAUUGGCCGGACGGGGAGAAUGCGCCAGUCCGGGCGGGUUUUCGUGAUCAUCGACAAGAAAUCAGGCAAGUCCUGGAUCAAGGGGUUGCCCACUGCCAUCAAGCAGGGUGCGACCAUCGGAUAG